UUCUCACUAGAGCCAGCGGGGAGGCUUCCUCUAACAGACGAGUGUCACCACUACACAGGCAAGCAUGAGGUUCCCUGGGACAUUCAAAAGUAUUUCAGUCAAAGAUACUCCAUCUUCUCAUACUAUGAUGCUGGAGUCCACAUGACGGAUGAUGCUUGGUUCGGUGUCACACCAGAGCCGGUAGCGAAUCAAAUCGCGUUCGAGCUCGCUGAGGACUAUUACGACCCUCAAAAGAACGUCCUUAUUGAUGCGUUUGGAGGAGCCGGGGGCAACACCAUUGCGUUUGCGCUAUCAGAGCGAUGGGAUCGCAUCAUCGCCAUUGAGCGCGAUCCUGCAACACUCGCGUGUGCCCAACACAACGCCGAGCUCUACGGCGUCGAGCCAGGUGCCGUCACCUGGGUCCUCGGCGACAGCUUUGAGUACAUGGACCUCCUGGUGAACGCUCCGGAAAAGCUGCAUCCCGACCUCAGGGUUGAUUUGAAGUCUGCCAUGGUCUUCGCCAGCCCACCUUGGGGAGGAACGGGGUACAGGACCGACGAGAUCUUUGACCUCAGCACAAUGCAGCCAUACAACCUGCAUCAGUUGCACGAAGCUUAUAAGAAGAUGGAUCACGUACUGUUCCUGCCAAGAACGAGCGACAUUCGACAGAUUGCGAAACUCGCGCCGCCGGGGAAGAAGCUCGAUGUCGUUCAAUAUUGCGUUGAAGGGGCCAGCAAGGCUAUGGGCGUGUUUAUUCCAGCAGAGCAAUCGGGAGACUCAAGCGAAUGA
This is a messenger RNA of Trichoderma reesei QM6a, 768 nucleotides long. RefSeq lists its product as uncharacterized. NCBI's taxonomy places the organism in Eukaryota, Fungi, Ascomycota, Sordariomycetes, Hypocreales, Hypocreaceae. Gene Ontology annotation, molecular function: RNA cap trimethylguanosine synthase activity. The record is from RefSeq and is a predicted model, not a curated record. Gene Ontology annotation, cellular component: nucleus. The annotation marks the transcript as partial. Gene Ontology annotation, biological process: 7-methylguanosine cap hypermethylation; 7-methylguanosine RNA capping. The transcript is spliced from 3 exons.